UAUCGUACAAGUCCUCAACAGGAGAUGAGGACUUGUACGAUAUCUUCGUGUCCCUCCGUAAUGGCUAGGAGCAGUGCAGUUUCUCCAUAUUAUAUCUGCUUACAUAUCGUAGAACAUGGUGCCGAUAUCAAAUUGAAAAUUCAGAGUGGCGAGACUCUGCUUCAUUUUGCAGCGCAAAAAGGUGUAGAAGAAAUUUGCAGGUUGAUAAUCGAGAGAGGAGCUGACGUGGAUGCCAAAGAUGAAAGAGGAUACACAGCUUUACAUGUUGCCGCUGAAAGUGGUCAAGUACGUAUCAUGGAAAUUCUCUUGAAUUGGGACGUCGACAUCAAUACCAUAAAUAAGGAUGGUGAUACUGCACUUCAUCUUGCAUCCAUUGCCUGUUACGACAAAGCUGUUCGGACUCUCAUAGAAAAUGAUUGUGACGUAAACAUUGUUAACGAUGACCAUAAAACAGCGUUGCGCUUAUACUGUUCUAAGUAUGGAUCUAUGGAUCGAUUGUCCAUGAUCCAAGAGCUACUACUUAAAAUGGAGAAGAAAUGUAUUGAAGAGAUAAGGAGAAUGAAAAGCACAAAAAUUAAGAAUACUGUAAUAACGUUCCAUGAUAUCCUAACAAAACGCAUAGACCAAAUAGCAUUAUACGCGAGAAAUGAAGAUGUUGUUCAAGUUAUGGAAGCGAGCGAUUACCAGACAAUGUUUCCUACGUACGAAGAUAUAAUAAAACGUCGUUUCAACAGAGGUAAGGUACGAAAGGAAUUGUUAGACGAGAGCGUUACAUUUUUCCGCUGGUACUUCAACAGAGAUUAUGAUUUAAUUUGUAUUCAAGGAAUAUUAAAGUACCUCAGUAACUUGGACCUAACGAAUUUGAGAAAUGCUUGUAAAAAGACGUUGACUGCCACGUCACCCUUAUUCGAGUUACAGCAAAGUCUCAUGUCCAAAUAGAUAUUCGACUGACGCUUGUUUGGCUACUUUAGUUCUCCAUGGUGUCAAUUAUUUCUACUGACUAAGAAUAUUCUGUUUUAUCAGCUGUCUUUCUUUCAUUUUCUUGCCUGUAAUGAUGUUCUUAUUACGCUUACCUUUGAAAUCAUGUCUCACGUGUAGCGCUUGGUCCUUCGGAAAUAUUGGCUGCAUCAAUCUCAAAUGCUUUUGCAUCAGAUUAUGCAGCCUAAAAAAUUAAUCUUAAUUACUUUAAAUAUUGCAAUUACAUUGAUGGACGCAGUUGAAUAGAUUUUCCAGUUUAUAUCUCCCGUUUCAUUUUAUAUUAUUUCCUGCAGCAGUUUCAGGAAAUGAACAUUUUUAUCGUUCGACCAACUUGUUGUCUGGCUGUGAAUUUAAUAUAAUACUCAG
Messenger RNA from Ceratina calcarata, 1344 nucleotides. RefSeq names its product ankyrin repeat domain-containing protein 6-like. Gene Ontology annotation, molecular function: protein binding. The record is from RefSeq and is a predicted model, not a curated record. NCBI's taxonomy places the organism in Eukaryota, Metazoa, Arthropoda, Insecta, Hymenoptera, Apidae. Gene Ontology annotation, cellular component: cytoplasm. The coding region runs from base 25 to 939 and encodes 304 amino acids. The transcript has 2 exons.